GUAGUUACCUGCUCCAAGAGGCAGAACCUAGGAAGUCUCAACUGUCAGGCGACAACUCGGCAACUCCUUCAAAGUUCUUUUUUUUUUUUUUUUGAGGAAAAUUCCUUCAAAGUUCUAAAAUUCAAAUUUGCAUUUUAUUCUUCUGUUCUCUUAAUUUUUUAAGUCUUCAUCGUCUCCACCAAAAGUUGAGUAGAAGAAGCGUUCUUGGUUGUGUUCUGGCUUCCCUUUGAGCACUCUGAAAAACCAAAGAAUAAACAAAUUGAUCAUCUGUUGAAGAAUUCGACAAUCUUUGUUCUGAGAAUCCAAUAGUCUGCACAAAGGCUUGGUGGGACAUCAUGAGGAAUUUCCUUCAUAUGUUUCAGCGCAAUCCGAAUGAGAUUGAGCUUGGGUGCCAACAUACUAUAAAGUCCCAUGGAACGACGGUUGCAAAGCAUCACAGACAUGAUUGGCUCAUACUGCUUCUUCUUGUGGUUUUAGAUGUCAUACUUAAUGUCAUAAAACCAUUUUAUCGGUUUGUUGGUAAGGACAUGAUGACUGAUCUAAAGUAUCCGUUCAAGGAUAACACCGUCCCAGUCUGGUCUGUUCCUCUAUAUGCAGGCGUGUUGCCAAUUAUCAUCUUCGUUCUCUUCUAUCUUCGAAGGAGAGAUGUCUAUGAUCUGCACCACAGCGUACUCGGGAUUCUGUUUGCCUUGCUAAUAACGGCUGUAAUCACGGAUUCAAUCAAGGAUGCUGUUGGCCGGCCUAGACCUAACUUUUUCUGGCGAUGUUUUCCAGAUGGAAAAGAUGAAGGGAACUAUGAUGCACUGGGAGAUGUGAUCUGUCAUGGUAAAGCGAGUGAUAUUAAGGAAGGACAUAAGAGUUUCCCAAGCGGCCACACUUCAUGGUCAUUUGCGGGGCUAGGAUUUCUGUCGCUGUAUUUAGCGGGCAAAAUAAAAGCCUUUGACAGCAAAGGGCAUGUAGCAAAGCUGUGCCUCAUUUUUCUUCCUCUUCUCGUGGCAGCUCUCGUUGGCAUUUCUCGUGUCGAUGACUACUGGCAUCAUUGGACCGACGUGUUUACUGGUGGUAUCAUAGGUCUUGUGGUAUCAACAUUCUGCUAUCUGCAAUUCUUUCCUCCUCCAUACCACACUGAAGGAUGGGGUCCAUAUGCUUACUUCCGAGCAACGGAGGAGCUCCGCCGUGCCCCGCAACGAAUCAGCCUUGAUAAUGGAAUGUAUACAGAACAAUCCUCAGAGAUGCAAAAUGGGAAUCGCCCAUCUAGGCUGAGUAGUAAUCGGAAUGAAGAUGUUGAGCUUGGUGGAAUAUAAUCAGAAUGUGAAUAACCAACUUUGUUCAUUACUAGACUUUAGCCUGUUCACAGUUCACCUAAUACAAUCACAGUUCACAGUUUAUAUAUAGUGUUAGUUUCUUGA
Messenger RNA from Ipomoea nil (Japanese morning glory), 1409 nucleotides. RefSeq names its product lipid phosphate phosphatase 2-like. The record is from RefSeq and is a predicted model, not a curated record. The transcript has 9 exons. Gene Ontology annotation, biological process: phospholipid metabolic process. Lineage: Eukaryota; Viridiplantae; Streptophyta; Magnoliopsida; Solanales; Convolvulaceae. Gene Ontology annotation, molecular function: phosphatidate phosphatase activity. Bases 336 to 1304 code for a protein of 322 amino acids.